This is a messenger RNA of Corticium candelabrum, 1131 nucleotides long. Its product is annotated as E3 ubiquitin-protein ligase NRDP1-like. The transcript is spliced from 2 exons. Gene Ontology annotation, biological process: protein ubiquitination. The coding region runs from base 1 to 945 and encodes 314 amino acids. Gene Ontology annotation, molecular function: ubiquitin protein ligase activity. NCBI's taxonomy places the organism in Eukaryota, Metazoa, Porifera, Homoscleromorpha, Homosclerophorida, Plakinidae. The record is from RefSeq and is a predicted model, not a curated record.
AUGGGGUUUGACAUCCACCGUUUUCAGGGCGUUGUCGACGAAGAACUUAUAUGCUCCAUCUGUCAGAGCGUAUUAGAAGAUCCCGUUCAAAUUCAACAGUGCGAACACAGUUACUGCAAUGACUGUAUACGAGAAUGGCUGAAGAGAAAGCGCACUUGUCCUCAGGACUGCAAGGAAGUGUCCGAAAAAGACUUAUUGCCGGCUUCUAGGCUUCUUCGCAACCUUCUUGGUCGAAUGAUAAUAACUUGCGACUUUGUUGACGAGGGAUGUUCGGAGCUAGUGAGUUUGGAUGCUUUGCAGAGUCACGUCAGUACUUGUGUUUAUAAUGCACGACGACUUCAACCGUGUGAUCAAGGAUGCGGAGAGAUUAUUGCAAAGAACGAGGUGGUACACCAUAACUGUGUUAAGAAUCUACGUCAGAGGGUGAAUGUCCUUGAAGAUCAAGUUCGAGAACAGAAGAUAGAAUUAAGCGAGCAGAAAAACAAGACAGCGAGAUUCUGGGUGGAGCUUGAAUUAUUACAAGCGACAGUGAAACAACUACAAGUUGCAGUCGGUGACACUGGACCUGUAAACAUAGACAGAGACAGAGAAAUUAUUGGGUGGGUUGAUACGUUGGCUGAGGCAACUGUUCGUGACUGGGGAGGUAUUGUCUCUACGCCAUUGAGGCAAACGCUAGAGCCAUACAAACAGCUGCUGUUAGAGUGUAAUUGCCCUGAGUGGCUUGCUGAAGAACUUGUUGCUCAUGGUCAUGAAAGUCAGUGGCCCACCAUGAUGAGAUCACUUAGUGUAAGAAAUGAGAAUAGAGCAACAUAUUCACGUUUCAAGACGAGAAGAGUUCCUGAUAGACAGGCAGUACUCAUAAUGCAGUUUGAAAACAGUCACAUGGACUUGCAAUUGAUUCAAAGUCCUGGCAUUCUUGUUCUUUUGUCACACGGUGUAGAGUGAUAUGAUCGUGUAAUUUUUGUUUAUGAUUUGAUAGUUUAAUUAUAUUGAGUUGCAUGUCAGCAAUCAAUAAAUUGCAGUUAACAAUAUUUAUCCUAGAUUUAUAUUUGCAUAUUGAACAAACUCUGAUUCAGAGAAUAACUUUGUAAACGCUGGAUUUGAAAGUUCUGAUACACUGUGAUGGUAGAA